AUGUGGUUCAAUAUUAAUAUACUUUUCUUGAUUACUGUUUUCUAUGUGGUACAAGCUGAAAAUAAUGCUCAAAUUUUAAAUGAUAGAGCAUCCCUUGUACUGUUCAUGUCUAGUAUAAUUUCUGACCCUAAACAUGCUUUGGAGAGUUGGAAUUCUUCUGAUAUUCAUGUGUGCAACUGGUUUGGUGUAAAAUGUGACAAGAAUAGAAAUGAAUUUUUGGAGCUUGAUCUAAGCCAAAGGUCUCUGCAUGGCAACAUUUCACCAGCUCUUUCCUCUCUUUCUUCCUUAGAAAUUCUUGACUUGUCCUGGAACUUCUUUGAAGGCCGGAUUCCAACUGAGAUUGGAUCCUUUAUCCGGCUCAAGCAGCUGAGUUUAUCGUGGAAUAAUCUUGAAGGGACGGUUCCGAGUGAGUUGGGAUCUCUUCAUCAAUUAAUAUAUCUUAAUUUAGGAAGCAACCGACUCACCGGAGAAAUCCCUACGUCGAUUUUGUGCAAUGGCUCUUCUAAUCUAGAGUAUAUAGACCUUUCCAACAAUUCACUUAGUGGUGAAAUCCCUUUGAAGAAUAAUCAAUGUGGUCUUAGAGAGUUAAAGUUUCUUCUUCUUUGGUCAAACCAACUUGUGGGAGAAGUUCCUCAAGCCCUUUCAAAUUCCUCAAAACUAGAAUGGAUUGACUUGGAAUCCAAUUUUCUAAGUGGAGAGUUGCCUUCUCGUAUAGUAAAUGAAAUGCCACAUUUGCAAUUUCUUUAUUUGUCCUAUAACAAUUUCUCUAGCCAUAAUGGUAACACUGACCUCAAACCCUUCUUUGCUGCUUUAGUUAAUUCCACCAACUUGCAAGAACUUGAUUUGGCUGGAAAUAAUCUUGGUGGAGAGUUACCUUCUAUUAUCGGUUCCCUCUCUACUAGUCUUGUACUGAUUAAUCUCGACCAGAACCUUCUUUAUGGUCCGAUACCUCAAGAGAUUUCGAAUCUUUUUAACCUCACUCUCUUGAACUUGUCUAGAAAUUUUCUCGGUGGUUCAAUACCAUCUGAACUAUGCCAACUGGGGAAACUUGAGAGACUAUAUUUGUCUAAUAAUUCACUUUCUGGUCACAUUCCAUCUGCAUUUGGAAACAUUUCCCAUUUAGGCCUUCUCGAUUUGUCCAAAAAUGAGCUCUCCGGUAGCAUCCCGGACAGCUUUGCUAAACUUCCUCAGCUAAGACGACUUUUGCUUUACGAAAACCAGCUCUCGGGAACCAUUCCAACAAGUUUAGGACAGUGUGUUACCUUGGAAACUCUGGAUGUUUCUCACAAUAGGAUUUCUGGGACAAUUCCCGGUGAAGUUGCUGGUUUGAGUAGUUUAAAGUUGUACUUAAACUUGUCCAGCAAUCACCUACAAGGGCCUAUUCCUUUUGAGCUUAGUAAAAUGGACAUGGUUUUAGCUAUUGAUUUAUCAUCAAACAACCUGUCCAGUACAAUCCCUUCACAACUUGGAAGCUGCAUUGCUCUCGAGCCAAAAUUUAGAAAGCAACUGGUAGUGUCUAAUGCCAAGACCAUCCAAGAUGAAGAAGAAGGUAGAAAGGAGAUAAAAUACCCAAGAAUUUCUCACCGGGAGCUAGUUGAAGCCACCGGAGGAUUCAGUGUUUCAAGCCUGAUUGGCUCAGGUACAUUUGGGCAAGUUUAUAAAGGAGUUUUGAAAGAUAACACAAGGGUAGCUGUGAAAGUACUAUAUUCAACAGCUCGAGAAAUUUCGGGAAGCUUUAAGAGGGAAUGUCAAGUCCUUAAAACGACUAGGCACAGAAAUUUGAUCAGAAUCAUAACAACAUGUAGUAGGCCAGAUUUUAAGGCUCUUGUUCUUCCAUUGAUGCGAAAUGGAAGCCUUGAAAAUCAUCUGUAUCCAAGCCAUGGAUUGGAUUUGGUUCAGUUGGUGAAUAUCUGCAGUGAUGUGGCCGAGGGAAUGGCAUAUCUUCAUCAUCAUUCUCCUGUCAAAGGUGCUGAUGAGAAUGUUUCUGUCCAUGAUUCAGCUUCCUUCGACUCUACCGAUGGUUUGCUUUGCGGCUCAAUUGGUUAUAUUGCUCCCGAAUAUGGAAUGGGAAAAAGGGCUUCACCACAAGGAGAUGUUUACAGUUUUGGCGUUCUUCUGCUAGAGAUUGUGACAGGGAAAAGGCCAACAGACGUACUUUUUCAACAAGGUUCAAGCCUGCACGAAUGGGUUAAAAAUCAUUAUCCAAGCAAACUUGAGCCUCUUAUUGAAGAAGCAUUAGUGAAGUAUUCACCAGCACAAACCCCCAUUCCUCCUUAUCAGAGCAAUACAUGGAGAGAUGUUAUAGUGGAAAUGAUUGAACUCGGAUUAAUCUGCACACAGUACAAUCCUUCCAUUAGACCAACAAUGCUGGAUGUAGCCCAUGAUAUCAACUGUUUGAAGCAAUAUCUUUCGAGUGAUUCUUCGACCCUAUUGAUUGAAAAAGUUCCAACAAACGAAGGAAUUUGA
Fraxinus pennsylvanica is the source of this 2466-nucleotide messenger RNA. Lineage: Eukaryota; Viridiplantae; Streptophyta; Magnoliopsida; Lamiales; Oleaceae. The record is from the annotation of a GenBank genome assembly.